Opisthocomus hoazin is the source of this 832-nucleotide messenger RNA. It is a transcript of the gene TMEM179, whose product is annotated as transmembrane protein 179. NCBI's taxonomy places the organism in Eukaryota, Metazoa, Chordata, Aves, Opisthocomiformes, Opisthocomidae. The record is from RefSeq and is a predicted model, not a curated record.
AUCCCUCCCUCCUGCAUCCCUCCCUCCUGCAACCUUUCCUCCUGCAUUCCUCCCUCCUGCAUCCCUCCCUCCUGCCUCCCUCCCUCCUGCAUCCCUCCUCCAUCCCUCCCUCUGCCUGCACAGAGCCGCGGACAUGGCGCUCAGCAAUUUCCUCUUCGCUCAGUGCAUCUGCUACUUCCUGGCCUUCCUCUUCAGCUUCAUCGUGGUGGUGCCGCUUUCCGAGAAUGGCAACGACUUCCACGGCCGGUGCCUGCUCUUCACCGAGGGCAUGUGGCUGAACGCCAACCUGACGGUGGAGAGGCAGCGCUUCACCGUGCAGGAGUGGGGGCCCGAGGCCGCCUGCCGCUUCAGCAUCUUCUCCAGGCUCCUCUCCCUGCUGCUGGCCACAGUGCAGGCCUGGAGGACCCUCUUCUUCCUCUGCAAAGGGCACGAGGACUCUUUCUUUUUUGCCUUCCUGAAUCUGCUGAUCAGCGCCUUUGUGGUGUUUAUCACAUUUAUUGCUAGCACUAUAGUGAGUGUAGGAUUUAACAUGUGGUGUGAUGCAAUUACCGAAAAAGGAAGCAUGCCAAAUAGCUGUGAAGAGUUACAGGACAUAGAUCUUGAACUGAACUUAGAAAACUCUGCUUUCUAUGACCAGUUUGCUAUUGCACAGUUUGGUCUCUGGGCUGCCUGGCUGACUUGGCUGGGAAUUACAAUUCUGGCUUUCCUGAAGGUUUAUCACAACUACAGACAGGAGGACCUGCUAGAUAGCCUCAUCCAUGAGAAGGAGCUGUUGCUAGGAAGAUCCUCUUCACGAACCUCUUUGCAAGAUGAGAAAAGUGGCAUGAUCUAA